This is a messenger RNA of Pleurotus ostreatus (oyster mushroom), 576 nucleotides long. RefSeq lists its product as uncharacterized. NCBI's taxonomy places the organism in Eukaryota, Fungi, Basidiomycota, Agaricomycetes, Agaricales, Pleurotaceae. The coding region runs from base 1 to 576 and encodes 191 amino acids. The transcript is spliced from 3 exons. The record is from RefSeq and is a predicted model, not a curated record.
AUGCUUCCGACACUUCGCCUCACACCAGUCGCAGCCAAACGCUCGCUGGUUGCUUCCACCCAUUCCAAGGCCGCCGGGCCAUCGAAUCCGUUCCCAUUUCCCAAGGCUACGCGUCCGACGCCGUAUCAGAUAUUCCAUCUCCCUCGAAAUGCAUCCCAAGACGAUAUAAAGGAACGAUAUUAUGAACUCGUUCGAAUAUAUCACCCUGAUACCGCAAUUGCGAGAUAUUCAGUGCCGCCGGACCUUGCACAUAGUCGCUUUCAGAGCAUCACAACCGCAUAUGAAGCCCUUCGUGGAAAGACAGUAGCGCCAGAGUCUCGCGUCGACGACGGUCGGUGGCCCACGGCAUCAGCGUGGAGAGCACGCCAGACGAAGAGACGUGAUAUACACUCCGAGGGCGAUGACAGGUGGAAGGAUUGGAUUAUAUUCGGGGGUGUUUCUGUGACAGUUGCAGCGUUCGUUUUCCAAAUGUCAUUAAUCCGCAGGGAAGCUGUGCGCGACAUGAACAAGGAGCGGUCACGUCGGAGUCGCUCUCAAGCAGAAGCGGUAGAAGAGGAGAAACUGGCAGAGGAAUAG